AUGAUGACACCGCCUCGGAAGAAAGCACGCAGCGCCGUGCUGCGCAGACACCACGCCUCAUCACUCAGCGCAGCCACUACUCUGGUGGCUGUGUUCCUCCUCCUCGUCGCUCGCGCAUCUGACACGCAAGCGCUGCAUGUGAGCCCAGCGUCCGCAGAGGCUCCGAUAUGGAGCGGCAUGGAUGUGUUCGUGCCAUCUGAUUCGUACUCAGACCCGAUCACGUGCUUCAACGGCGGCAUCCCUGCCGGCAACCACUGCACCUGUCCACUCUACUACACCUCGGCGAACUGCUCGCAGCGGCAGUGUCCCAACUCCAUCGGCGGCGUAGGGCCGCACCGUGUGUUGCCUGUGAACUCGACGAACAAGUUCUGUGAUCACUGCGACGAAAAGGAAUUCACCGGCCUCAGCUGCCAGAUAUGCCAGAGCAACGAGGCUUGCAAGCAGUACGCCGGGAACUCUGCUGAGUGCAACAGACGCCCGUCCGUCCGCAGUGACAGCAAACAGUUCCAGUGCACCCUCCAGAACGAGUUCUUCGUUCGACUCAUGGGUGGCAACCGCACCAUUACCGUAGAGGCCAUGCUAAACUGCUCCACACCAGACGGCACCGCCUUACAGAAGAGUGACCAGGGUGUGUGCAACAUGGCCGUCUAUCGCAUGGAGCCGAACCACAGCUACGUGGAUGCUUUUUUCCGCUGCAAUGCGACUGGGUGCUCGGUCAAGUAUGGCCAAAAAGACCCUGACCCUAACGACACAAGCAACAAUACGCUGCGGCUGCGCUUUUUCCGCGUCGCUCGCACCUCUGGACAGGUGGUGCUCAUCGUCGAGUGCGCUUUGCUCGCGCUUCUUGGGGCCUUCACAGCACUGCUGGGGCCCCGCCGCACCAAGCGCAUCACUGUGAUUCUCGCCUCCGUGAUCACCGUCACAGUGCUCCUGUACAUCGCCUUGAUGAUGCUCAGCAUGCGUUCCAUCUCCAUCCCGAAGGAGACCGUCAUCUACGACUGCCGGAAGACGAGUUGCGCCUGCGCCGAGGACCCGCCGCCGCAGUACGACCCGAUAUGCUCACAAAAAGUGGAGUUGAGUAACAUCAUCCUGCCAUCGAUCAAGAACAGUAUUAGCUUUGCCUGCGAGCUGAACAGCUCGCUCUGCGAGCUGACGCUGGCGGAUCUCGCGCUGGUGUUUCAGGCGGACUGCAGCAUCUCCGAAUGCGUUGACACCAUCCGCUUCCCUGAUGACUCGUCAGACGACAGCAGCGACCGCAGCGGCGCUGCCAUCCUGGCGAAGCUGAAUCUCGGCAUCCUUCUCGUGCUGCUGCUGCUACUCUUGGUGAGCGGGGUUGGAACUCAUUAUUACUACACCCGCAGCAUCUCCUACGAGCGUGACAAGGAUUUCCUCGUCACCUUCCACGUGAACACGCUGGAGGACGACGACGGCGACCUCCACGAGACUGGCUCAACUGUCCUCGAUGAGCGCCACGUGCACCUGAACGGCAACACCGCUGAACACGAGCCGGAGCCGCUCCUGAACAACUCACCGGCCCCGCACCCCGAGCGUUCGGCCCUCCUUCCACAGGAUGCUCCCAGCAGCCCUCACUCUGAGGACAACGUCUCUAUUACCACGAGCGUGUAUGAGCAGGCGCGCGCCUUGACGCCAGCGGCGUACACGCGCAUUGAGGAGCUGCGCCGGCUUACCGCCACACAGCUGGAGCUGCAGGUGUCAGACCUGCAGUAUACCUUGAAGACGCCUCUGCUGGGGGCUGCGGACGAGGGCUCUCAGCGCACGCUCCUUCACCGCAUCAACUUCACAGUGCACUCGGGGGACGUGCUGGCUAUCAUGGGACCCUCCGGUGCCGGUAAAACCACGCUGCUGGACUUGCUCUCGGCUCGCGCUAAGUCAGGGAAGGUUAGCGGCACGAUUGCCCUGAACGGCACGCCAAUCAAGACGACCGGUUCCCGCGCGGCACAAUACCGCAACAUCAUCGGCUACGUUUCCCAGGAGGACACGCUGCUGCCGUCGCUGACUGUGGAGCAGACAAUCUUCUACGCCGCACGACUGAAGCUGCCGAAGGCCCUUUCACACAGCACUGUGCGCCGCAUUGUGACGCGCGUCAUCGAGACGCUGAAGCUGCAGCACUGCGCACAGACACUCAUUGGUGGCGAUACGACACGCGGUAUCAGCGGGGGCGAGAAGCGCCGCGUGUCUAUCGCUGUUGAAUUACUGGCGAACCCGCGCAUCCUGUACCUUGACGAGCCGACGAGUGGCUUGGACGCGGUGAGCGCGAAGCGCGUAGUGGAGGCGGUGGUGGCGCUGGCGAAGGACUCGCCGAUGCGCAUGUACGCCACGCACUACUUUGCGUUCCGGCCCAUCGUCAUCUUCAGUAUCCAUCAACCCUCACAAGAGAUCUACGAGCUUUUCGACAAGGUGCUGCUGCUGUCGCGGGGAAUGAGCAUCUACUGCGGCCCUGCUUCGUCCGCCGGUGCGACUAUCGAGCGGCGCGUCACGGCCGCCUUCGGCCACACGCGAGAGGUACCGCGAAGGGAGGCGCACAACAACCAGGCGGAAUACCUUAUGAAGGUCGAAGAGAUUCUCGACGACGCCGUGCGCGCGGAACUGCAGGAGGAGGACACGCUCGAGAACACCAAUACCGCAGGUGCGCAGUACGAAAGCGCCUCGGUCGACAGGUCUCCACUGGCCGGGGCUCACACGCAGGUGCCGCCGUGCCGAAGUCCCGGGUCACCGUCCCCGCACGCGCCGUCGCAGUCCGGCAGCUGCCCUGGGUUCAACGAUGACGGUGAGCAGGUAAGCGGGGCCGAUAUCCUGAGCACCACGUUUGGCUUCCGCAUGUACUACGCAAACGUAUAUGAGCAGAUGCACCUACUCAUCUCUCGCUCUAUCACGUGCCUGUUCGGUUCCUUCCACCUGGUGGUAUGCCACUCGGCCGUGGUGGCGUGCCUUGCGACGCUCAUGUGUGUCCUCUACCACGAGCAGGCCCUUGAUCUGCCCGGGGCGCUCAACCGCGCCGGCUCGGUGUCUUUUCUCCUGCUCGUCACCUCCUUCUUGUCUCUUAGCUGCCUUGAGCAGUUCAUCGUCGAGCGGAAGCUGUUCAACGUGGAGCGGGAGAAUGGCUUCUACACCACAUGCCCAUAUCUCAUCUCCAAGAUCGUCGUGGACAUCAUCCCGCUUCGCAUUGUUCCAGCCAUGGUGCUCGCUUCGGUCAUCUACUUCCCGAUGGGCUUCCGCGUCGACGCAGGACAGCACUUCUUCUACUUUAUCUUCAUCAUCGUGCUCUUCUCCAUCUGCAUGACGAUGGUGGUCCUGUGCAUCGGCAUCGUGAGCGGCUCCUUCGGCGCCGCUGCGCUGCUCAGCAGCGUCUUGAUCCUGUGGAACUUCGUUUUUGGCGGUGAUCUGGUGCAGGCCGAGACGAUCCCGCCCCCGCUGCGCGCCUUCAAGUCCAUUUCGCCCUUCUUCCUCGCCUUCGAGUCGCUCAUGGUGAACGAGCUCAACGGGCAGCACUGCGUCUUCUCCCCGACAGACGAGGCAGGGAAGAAGUCGUCGGAGAGCAUUCCCAUUAUGUGUGUACAGUACCUGGCAAACAUCGGCCUGAAGCCGGAUCGGUUCAACAUCGAUGUAAUGCAGCUGGCGCUGUACUGCCUCCUUUUCGUGGGCCUCUCCUGGAUCUUGCUCUCAUGCUUCUCGAAGCUCGUUCGCUAG
Messenger RNA from Leishmania mexicana MHOM/GT/2001/U1103, 3708 nucleotides. Its product is annotated as ABC transporter-like protein. Lineage: Eukaryota; Euglenozoa; Kinetoplastea; Trypanosomatida; Trypanosomatidae. The coding region runs from base 1 to 3708 and encodes 1235 amino acids. The record is from RefSeq and is a predicted model, not a curated record. Gene Ontology annotation, cellular component: membrane. The transcript has a single exon. Gene Ontology annotation, molecular function: ATP hydrolysis activity; ATP binding; ABC-type transporter activity.